Molecule: messenger RNA, 2004 nt
Organism: Pomacea canaliculata
Lineage: Eukaryota; Metazoa; Mollusca; Gastropoda; Architaenioglossa; Ampullariidae
Product: acyl-coenzyme A thioesterase 9, mitochondrial-like
Biological process (GO): acyl-CoA metabolic process
Cellular component (GO): mitochondrion
Molecular function (GO): fatty acyl-CoA hydrolase activity
Source: RefSeq, a predicted model, not a curated record
ACUUAUUAGGUUACUUCCCCCUCAAAGCUUAUCCGUCCUUCUCUUUUAUCAUUCUGUUGAAUUCUGUUGGUAGAGUGUUCUGAGGUUCUGAUCGGUUUGUUUUCGUAGUAAAUCUCAUUGAUCAUCAAUUAAAGUGCACCUUAGAUAGUCUGGACCUACCUCUUUCCCGCUAUAUAUGCAGGAUAUUUGCGGAUGACCAAGGUUGAAUCCUCUCAAAUACAACUCACCAAUCGUUUGCAACAGUCGAAUCGAUGUUCUUUUGAUUCUAUGUACAAGUAGUAAAUUAAAGGCAGUGGGGAUAAGAAUGACUCUCAUGGCUGUCAGCAAGACAUUUCUGACUAGUUGUCGAGCUUUGACCUGCAUGCCACAUUGGUUGUUAUUCAGACGUUGUGUGUCACUGUCAUCUAAAGAUGUGACACCUUUGACCAUACAACAAGCAAGAGACCUUUUGCUUGAAAUGGUUGGAACACCAAAAGUUUAUGGCGAAGAACCACAGAGGGAAUUUCCACACAUUCUUCCUAAUCAGAAAGAACUGCCUGCUCGUCAUAUGCGAGACAGUUAUAGAGAAGUGAUUAUUCCUCUUGGUCAGGAUCAUAAUGUGCGACAAUACAUCAGUUUUGUAAAAGGAAUGCGAUUUGGACGCAUUUUGGAGGACCUUGAUUCAUUUGCAGGUCUCAUUUCCUACACACAUCUCCAGGACCCCAAUGCAAAAGGGAUCCAGAAAUCACAUAUGGCCAUUGUCACGGCUGCAGUUGAUCGCAUUGACUUAUACAACACCACCUUAUCACCAUAUUUGGAUGUAAAACUGUGUGGUCAUGUUACCUGGGUUGGUCGUUCAUCCAUGGAAAUCACAAUGAAUGUGGAACAGGUAGUGAAUGGAAUACAAGAGAAGAUGCUUACAGCUAGAUUUGUUAUGGUAGCUCGCAAUCCUUACACAAAAGGGCCUGGUGUUGUUAACCCCAUUCAGCCGGAAGGACAAAGAGAGGUAAACCUCUUCAGUAUGGGUGAACAGAACAGAAUUGCAAGACAAGAAAAAGCAAAAACAUCACUGUUGAAGACUGCACCAAAUGAAUAUGAACGGAAUGUCAUACAUGAUAUAUUCCUCAAAACCAUUGAUGAAAAUAUCUGGACAUUCAACAUCCGCGUCAAGCCAGAAAACACUGUAUGGAUGAGAGAUACACAACUGAAAACUAUAAGCAUUUGUCAUCCUGAGGAAAGAAACCUGUGGAGCAAAAUCUUUGGAGGAUUCUUGAUGAGAAAAGCAUUUGAGCUGGCUUUUGCAGAUGCAUCUCUAUAUUGCAAAAACCGACCAACUUUGACAGUUGUUGACGACAUCAUCUUUCUGCAGCCUGUAGAAAUAGGGUCACUGCUCUUCUUUUCUUCAGAGAUUGUAUACACAGAGGGCUCAUUGAUGCAAGUCAGAGUUCAUGCUGAAGUCUUGGACAUUCUGACAGGGUCAAGAAACACUACCAAUUAUUUCUACUUUGUUUUUGAUAGCAAUAACCCCAAUAUGCCCCAGGUUAUACCACGUACAUAUGCAGAAUCUAUGCUGUACUUGGAUGGUAUGAGACAUUUCAAAAACUGAAAGACUGUGAUGGUUGAUACUAACCUGUGACAUUCAUAUACUAGGCAGAUUUGCUAAGCAUUUUACAUUAUAUUCUUUUAAAAGCUACGUGUGUGUGAGUGUAUGGAAAAGACUGCAGGACUAUUAUUAGGUCAAAUGGUUGUGAUAUUUUUUCCCUCUAAAUUUCUUUUUCUUUCUUCAGCUGUGAAAUGGAAAAAGUUUUUUUACACAAAGGGAAAUAUUGUACUUAUUUUGAUGGCGUUUAACUGCUUUUAUUUUUUAUCAGGCAUUUUUCCUUUUAAGUGAAAGAUUCUUAGAUAUUGAGGAAUCCUAUUGUGGUCUGUAACUUGCUACUUUCACAAAUAGCCAAGAGAAGCAUUACAGCUUUAUUUUUGCCUUCCAUAAAUGAUGAUGAUUACAGAAUAAAAGUUUGAAUAAAC